AUAAGACCAAACCGAGACGUUGCGGCACCGAGAAGAACCUCCCAAUCACUCCUCAAAUGGUGGAGUGGCUGGAAGCUACAUUAAACUCAUUGCAAUUGGCCUUUGACGCUGUCAGCCGCCAGGCUCAGCUAAACAUCCAUAACGAAGACGUAGAUGUUGUCGGUAGCCUAGCGAUACUGCCGAGAAGUGUUCAACGAACCACCUCCGAGCUCUUUUCGGGAUUUAGAAGUGGAUGAAUUGUUGAACAAACACUAAUGUCGCCGCUGAGCCGAUCAAACCGGAAUCUCGAGAGUGGGUCCAUCUUGUUGUUAUUCCGGACCAUAUGCUGAGAAAACAACCGAGGAGAGAAGGAAAAAGAGGAAGAGGAGCCAGAGGAAGCAGCCUGUUCAGAGCUGCGGUUCCGAAAUAGGGAUACUAGCAUCAAAGCUGGGCUUGAACAUCCUCCUCCUGGUGUCGAAAAUAACACCAGACUGCUUCGACAUCGUAUUAUCUUAAAAAAAUAUACAACUAGCUGUGGUUCAGGAUGAAUCACCUAUCCUUCAGUGAGCUAUGUUGCCUGUUCUGCUGUCCACCGUGCCCCAGCAAGAUUGCCGCCAAGCUGGCCUUUCUGCCGCCAGAACCCACUUACAGCCUUAUGUGUGAUGAGAGUGGCAGCAGAUGGACUCUGCACCUCUCCGAACGGGCCGACUGGCAGUAUUCAGCCCGUGAAAAGGAUGCCGUAGAGUGUUUCAUGACCCGUACAUCCAGAGGGAACCGCAUUGCCUGCAUGUUUGUGCGCUGCUCACCCAAUGCCCGCUACACACUUUUAUUCUCUCACGGGAACGCAGUGGACUUGGGCCAGAUGAGCAGCUUCUACAUCGGCCUGGGUUCACGCAUCAACUGCAACGUGUUCUCCUACGACUACUCAGGUUAUGGCGCCAGUUCUGGGAAACCCUCGGAGAAGAACCUGUACGCCGACGUGGAUGCUGCCUGGCAUGCGCUCCGGUCACGGUAUGGCAUCCGCCCAGAGAGCGUGAUCGUGUACGGUCAGAGCAUUGGCACUGUGCCCUCUGUGGACCUAGCAUCUCGCUACGAGAGUGCCGCAGUCGUCCUCCACUCCCCGCUCACCUCCGGCAUGAGAGUGGCUUUCCCCGACACCAAGAAGACCUACUGCUUUGAUGCCUUUCCAAACAUUGACAAGAUUUCAAAGGUCACGUCACCAGUCCUGGUGAUCCACGGUACCGAGGACGAGGUCAUCGACUUCUCCCACGGACUGGCCCUCUACGAACGGUGUCAGCGUCCUGUCGAGCCGCUGUGGGUGGAGGGCGCUGGACACAACGACGUGGAGCUCUACGGACAAUACCUGGAGAGGCUCAAGCAGUUUGUGGCACACGAGCUGAACAACUUGUAGAGGUGCUAAAAAUAAAUCCAUAACAGGGUGGACAGGGAAGAGGAGAAGGGAGAAACACUGUGGUUUUUAGGAUAGGUGGAUUUAUUAUUUUCAAUUAGUGAUUAAAGCAUUAUUAGUGCCCAUUUGCAUUUAACUGUUUUGUGGUGACUGACUUCUUAUUCUCAAACUCCUCAUCUCCUGGCUCAAGGCCUCCACUCCAACCCUGCAGCCUACACACCUCCAACGUUCCGUUUUGCUUUCUGGAUCUUUCUUAAUUGAUGUUAACCAUUGCAUGGAUGAAAAAGCCGAAAGUGCUGACGGACACGGACGACUUAUAACACAUUCAUGCAAUAAUAACAGUGUACUAAACAUGUUCAUGUUUAUUCUUCCUGCCUUUUGAGGAUCCAUACUUGUUAAUGUCUACUCAGCUCUUGGAAAAUGGCCUUUUUACAGAGAAGUUGCUGGAACUUUCUCUGACUCUUGAGGUCAGCUGUGGCCCCACACAUCGAGCUCAUAAUAUAGAUAUUUUAUUUCCCUUUGCUUUAAGGACUGUUUCUACUUUUUUUGUAUGUUACAUAAUAUUUGCACAUAUCGUUUGUCGCUGACGAGCUGAACAAGACAAACUCAGAUCUUACCCAGCUGUGCCAGUUUUGCCAAAUGAUAUCUCAGACUUUUGUUAAUUCUGUCAAAUCAACACUCAUCAUUUUAAAAAAAAUGAUCCAGUUUGAUGUAAACUCUUUGUUGGUUGGCUGAAAUUUUGAGGAUUGUCAGUAAGGUGUUGGACAUUUCCAGCUCUGUCACGUGAACUGUGUAAUGUGUUGCUUUUAGAUGGUAUCACACAGCUGUUGAUGAGAAAAGGAUGGGCACCUUUCCUGGGAGGGGAAAAAAGAAUAAUCCACCCGGUAGUGGUUAUGAAGCCCAGGUUGGACAGACGUUCCUGCCUGCGGGUCGUAAAUAUAACAAGUGAACUAAUAUGUGUGAUGGUAAUUAUCCUUAUGGAACUGGAGCAGAUCUUUUUAAUUGUAACUUUUUAAAAUAUAUAUGAUGAAACGUAGCUACUGCGAGAGCUGCUGUCAACACUCUGAUCACAACCUAAACCACUGACGCCAAUCAGGACGAGCAGUAAACCGCACGAUCACUGCUGCUCCUGAGUUGUUGUUAUAGUGUGGGAGUUUUCAUUUUUUAUCUUUUACUCCAUUAUGCUUGAACUGAAGAAUGAAUUGACGCCACACUUUGUUUUCGACUCACUGCGUUUCUACUGGGACAUUGAGCUUUGCCAAAGUGACUGGCUCAGCGUUAAAGACCUCCAUCAUGAACAGAUCAUUUCAUGUUUGUCUUAAGUGUCUUUCUUCUGUGCGAUGAUUCUGAAGCCAUUGUUGCACAUUACUUUGCCCUUUAAUGCUGAGAUAGGAAAUGUAAAGCUCCAGCCCCUGAAAGACAAAUGUCAAAGUGCUGCUGCAUGCCAUGUACUGCGUUUAUUUUUAUUUUUGCUUUUGGUUUAUUUUGCAGUCAUUAAUGUCUACAGAUGUCAAUAUUUUCCAGCUGUGUCAAACGUGAGUCUACUUCUACUAAAGGAGACCAUUUGGAGCCAAUCGGUGCUACUGUAAACCUUCAGGUUUGGAUACUCACCUGCUCAGAAGCAGAGAACGUGAUGUUUGUCAGGUUGACCAAGUGACCAAUCAGGAUCAAUAAAUAUUUAAUGCAUGAUCUGUUAACAUUUUUAUUCUACUGACAUUCUUAUUUGAGUUAUAAACUUGAUUUUUUAUUGUAGCAUGUUCUGCAACAAUUUGUUUGUAUUAUUUUUCCUUCUUGGGGUUAGAUGACCUUUUUUAACCAACCUCCUCCACAGGUCUUUCCUGAUUAAAGUUGUGAAGCAUACUCCAAAAAAAGACUUACAUUAUAGUUAUUCAACCAUGGAAACAGUAAAAUAAAAAUGUAUUUUAAAAAAA
This is a messenger RNA of Nothobranchius furzeri (turquoise killifish), 3318 nucleotides long. It is a transcript of the gene abhd17b, whose product is annotated as abhydrolase domain containing 17B, depalmitoylase. Gene Ontology annotation, biological process: regulation of postsynapse organization; proteolysis; protein depalmitoylation. Gene Ontology annotation, molecular function: palmitoyl-(protein) hydrolase activity; serine-type peptidase activity. NCBI's taxonomy places the organism in Eukaryota, Metazoa, Chordata, Actinopteri, Cyprinodontiformes, Nothobranchiidae. The record is from RefSeq and is a predicted model, not a curated record. Gene Ontology annotation, cellular component: plasma membrane; endosome membrane.